AUGAUGCGGGUCGGAAAAUACAUGCACCAAGCCAAGCACCUGGUCCAUAUUUUCAGCCUGCGUACGACCAUCUUGCUUCGUGGGUCAAUCAGACACCUUGCUGAGGACCCGAGACCCUUGCAUGAAGUACUGCACCGCUCGUUAGGGGUCUUGAGCGCGACCCCCCAUGUUCAACUCCGCGAGUUACGCGUCAUGGCUCGAAAAGGCGGCAUAAUAUUAGUGUAUAUAAUUCCUUACUGGUGUUUUGUGUCAGGCCUCGUAGGGGUAGAAAUACCAGACGAAUUAGAAAUUCAUCACAUCACUAGAUUCUAUCAGAGCUGCAUCAUGGUUUCCUUUUGGAAGAACUUUUAUCCUUCGCGCGAGCAGGUCCUCGCCGAUAUAGAGAGCGUCCUGGAAGCUAUUCUUACACUCUGCACUGCCAACUUGGACUCGCUAACCCAGGAGGAGCGAUCAUCUUUCAUGGAUGAAUACUCCAGUCUUGCAGAUGCCCGUGUUCAGUUGAACAAGGGCAAACCUAAUAGCACACUGACCAGGGCACUCGACGAGUGUGAGAAGUUGAAAUUGAGGAUAGAGUUUACAGAGAGCAUGCAGACCCCAUCAUCGGAAGUUUCCAUCCCAGCUCAAUCCAAUCUUGCAGUCUCUUCCGGUACUCCUGUAGUCCGCGAAACAACCUCGAGCACUUCCGCAGGGGGAAGUCUACAUGCACCGCCUACCGACACAGACUGCAUGAUAUUCGGCCCAGACUCGUCUGUUGGGUCACCCACAUUCAACAUUGACUCCCAGGAGGCAACUGGUGCAACUGUUAUAUUACCUGGCGACAGUCCAUCUCUCGGGCUCCCAGCACAGAGACUGCCGCCCGCAGGCGCUCGCCAGUCGCAGACAGCUCACACCGUGAAGCGUGAGCGCGUCAUGUAUUUCGCCCCUGGCACGGUAACGGGUAGCCCGACCUUCAACAUCCGGUCUCUGCGUGCUUCUGGCACCAUCGAACAAGUCGUUUCUCAACGCUCAGAAAUGUUGACUGAAUGA
This is a messenger RNA of Suillus subaureus, 1026 nucleotides long. RefSeq lists its product as uncharacterized. The coding region runs from base 1 to 1026 and encodes 341 amino acids. Lineage: Eukaryota; Fungi; Basidiomycota; Agaricomycetes; Boletales; Suillaceae. The transcript has 11 exons. The record is from RefSeq and is a predicted model, not a curated record.